Daldinia decipiens is the source of this 1287-nucleotide messenger RNA. RefSeq lists its product as uncharacterized. The transcript has a single exon. The record is from RefSeq and is a predicted model, not a curated record. Lineage: Eukaryota; Fungi; Ascomycota; Sordariomycetes; Xylariales; Hypoxylaceae. The coding region runs from base 401 to 931 and encodes 176 amino acids.
GUACGGUUCGAAAAACAGAGGAAAUUCCAGCGAUAUAUACCCAGCGUACAGAAGGCUGUUCCCAAACAACCAGUCUGUCCCCUUUCAUCGUAUAUCAACCUCCUCCAAAUACCAUUAUCCACUAUCAGAGCCGAAGUCGAAGAACACCCACCAUGUUAGCAAAAAAGCCUCUCCUCCAAAAACAAUCUCCAGUUUCCGGAAUAACGAUAAUGUAUCUGCUACGUUUCCCUCGCCUACAUAUACGUAGGCAAAUUCCCUUCCAUGGAGUUUUCUUUUCGGCAUCAUACCAAGAUAGCAUACUCCUAUCAACAACACCCCAACACCACACCAUAAAGUACACUUGUACGAAAAGUAAAAAAAAAAAAAACUUACGGAGACUCCUUGCUUCUUAUUCACAACCAUGCCUCCAUCUCGAUCUACCUCGACCCGAUCCCGACGCCCCUUCGAAAACGGCAUCACCCACGCAACCUUUGCGUUCAUCGCUAGAAUGAUGGGCCUGCGCACAGGCAUGACCCGGCGCGAGUGGGAGCGCCGGGAAGCCGCGCGCGAUCGCCGACGACAGGAGCUGCGGCGACAGCGAGAGUGCUACACGCACAGCCAAGGCCGGCGACUCCCCGUCGACGAGGUCCGCGCGCGGGUGACGCUGGCGGUGCAGAACGGCGAGCGGGUUUCCUCCCGGAUCCUGCACGAGCUCGCCGAGCGCGACGGCGUGCAUAUAACCCGCGGGAGCUGGGAUCUCCGUCCGGAGCUGCUGGCUCGCAUCGUUUACCUACGCGAUCGGUACUACUUCCUGGGACACGACGGGCGCUUCUACUACAGCGUCAAUCCGACCGGCAACGGUUCUGACUUUGAUAUCUCCCUCGAUACCUACACGCCGAUCCUCGUUCGGCAGCUUGCGUAUCCGUACCGGCAGCUGUGCCGCCGGCGCUAAGUUCGAGACGACUUUGUCUCGGUGGAAAGGUGAGCACGUACCUGGAACUACUCUCUACUCAUGCUCGACUAUGGUAAGGGUAAUAUCGUACGCCGUCGUGUCAGGGCGGUCCUGAGAGGCGAUUUCCUAACUUUGCAAAACUUGUUUCGACAUCCUUGGAAACGGUUAGGAAUUCGUCUCAGAACUUAGUAAAUCGACCUGUAAUCUUUGCCUAGCACGUUAUUGUAUCUCUAGGCCCGUUGGUAAGAUACUCGAAGACACGACGUGCGAUUCUGUGAUGUCAGCCACCGACAUACCUUGAUACGUUGCUAUUAGAAGUCAUUGGGUGAGUACCGAGAGAUAAGUUAGGGUUCGGG